Bipolaris victoriae FI3 is the source of this 456-nucleotide messenger RNA. RefSeq lists its product as hypothetical. Lineage: Eukaryota; Fungi; Ascomycota; Dothideomycetes; Pleosporales; Pleosporaceae. The record is from RefSeq and is a predicted model, not a curated record. The transcript is spliced from 3 exons. The coding region runs from base 1 to 456 and encodes 151 amino acids.
AUGACUGUCGAAAAGGGAAAUAAGAUCUUCAUCGCUGAGGGCGAUGUUGCCGCCAACCCUGCCACUGUAAACUGGCAACAGAACCUUUCCCAGAAGUCCGACACAUAUUACAUGGCCGUCUUCACGAACAAGGAUAAAAACGAUGAGCAGAGCUACAUUUUCAUCCAGCAAGGCAAGCUCGACGCCUUGAAGGCCAAAUCUUCUGGUGAUUCCUUCACAAUCACGGUGGAUGAUUCUUUCCAAUACGGUCAGAAGAACAAGCAGGGAGAAGGCCGUUUCCUGGUCUUCCACGACAAGUCUCGCAAUCCCUUCCAGUGGAGGUUUGUGUCAACCUUGUAUUCGAAGUUGGGCAAUGGCGCUCUCGCAGUUAUCAACUUGGCCCCAAUCCCUGGAGGUGUUAAGGAUAUCGCCAAGUACUUUUCCGGACUCAUUGGAGAUCCUCUGCACAACUUUUAA